This is a messenger RNA of Entamoeba invadens IP1, 399 nucleotides long. RefSeq lists its product as hypothetical. The transcript has a single exon. The coding region runs from base 1 to 399 and encodes 132 amino acids. The record is from RefSeq and is a predicted model, not a curated record. Lineage: Eukaryota; Evosea; Mastigamoebida; Endamoebidae.
AUGUGGGGGAGAGAAGAAAACCAAGGUUUCAGAGUAACCCGUGACAUGGUACUCCCCAUGUUGUGUCGCGGCUUCAAGACGACCGUGGUGUGCGACAAGUUUUUCUGUACGUUGAAGUUGUCGCACUACCUUGCUGCCUUUGGUUGUCAACUUCUGGGCACCACGAGGGUGAACAUUAAAGAAAUGUUUGCUGAAGCAAAGGAUGUAAAGAAUAGAAGCAGCGACACCACCAUUUCUUCUCGAAGAACAAGAGCAAACUUGUUUCCUACUACAACGAGAAGAAAAAGUUGGUGUUGCUGCUUACCACCUGCCACGACAAGGAUGAUGUUGUCGCAGUGGAGACCACCGUCUAUAGUGGGGCAAGCAACAAGUUGUCCACAAGCCCCAGCCCAUCAUUGA